AUGCCUCGGCUCAUGCAUAAUACGACCUCUUUGCCGAGGAACCUGCGCGUUGAGCUGGACAUCAAGGACCACUACGGCGAGAAGCAGAAGAAGAGGAAUCAGCGAAACGGACCGGCGUCGCGAAAAGAUCGACGACGGGAAGAGCGCAACAGCAAGAAGACGAAACCGCAACAACGGUCGGGCGGAUAUCAAGGAGGGCAACGACAGGGUUAUCAUCAGCGAGGUGGUAACGACGAUGACGGAAUGGACUCCGAUAUGGGUGGAUCGGAUGACGAGGGAGAUGUCAUGGCAAAAUUAAAGGCCGCCAAACAGAAGAAGACUGCGACGUCCAAACCGAGUGCAGAGGAGGAUGCGAUGGCCAAGUUGAAGGCUGCCAAACAAAAACAGAAGGAAACACAAUCCAAACCGAGCGACACCAAAUCGAAGAAGUCCAAGAAGAAGGAUGUUGACAGCGACGAAGACAUGGAUGACGUAUCGUCGGCACCGAAGGUUUCUAGGGCGGUUCAGGAAAAGCUGGACCAGGACGAUGCAGAGAUUGCCGCAUUAGAAAAGAGGCUUGGACUCAAGAAGGGAAAGAAACUUCCGAAAUCCUUUGCAGACGAUGGUCUGGAUGAGUUGCUCGGCGACUUGGAUGACGGGUCAGCGGAUGAAGGUCGCAAGCGCAAAAGAGAAGCCGACGAUUGGUUGCAGAGCAAACGAAGAAAGGCCCAAGGGUUGCAACCCGACAGCGAAUCUGGAGAGGACGACAGUGACAUGGGAAGCGAUCUGGGAUUGGACGACUUGGACGACUUGGAGGAGGGUGACUCGGACGAUUUGGAUGACAUGGAUGAAGACGAAGAUGACGAUGAGGAGGAGGGGGAUGAGGAUGAUGAUGAUGCUUUCGGCGAGUUUGAUGAAGAUGACGAGGACGAGGACGAGCACGACGAAGAGGCCGACGAAGAGGCCGACGAAGAGGAAGACAAGCCUGCCCCCAAGAAACGCGAGAAUCCCUACGUUGCGCCUGUAGCUCCAGAGCCGACAGAAAACAAACCGCAAAAAUACAUCCCACCGUCUUUGCGCGCCGCCUCGAAUUCAGAGUCCGAAACCCUUAUUCGCCUACGGAGACAAGCUCAAGGACACCUCAACAAGCUGUCCGAAGCGAACAUGGUGUCGAUUCUUUCGGAAUUUGAGAAGCUCUAUCGGGAUUAUCCUCGAGGAGAAGUGACGUCCACCUUGAUCAAUUUGCUAUUCGGUUUAAUAUGCGAGAGGUCUGCGUUGCAGGACACGUUCGUCAUUCUUCAUGCGGGUUUCAUCGCAGCUGUGUAUAAGGUGGUCGGCAUCGACUUUGGUGCGCAACUUGUGCAGAAGAUCGUGGAGAUGUUCGAUGCUGGAGGCGACGAGAAGGGUAAGUUUGGAGGCAAGGAAGCCAUCAACUUGAUCUCUCUCCUGUCGCAGCUGUACAACUUCCACGUCAUCGGAAGCACCCUCAUCUUCGACUAUAUCCGACUCUUCCUGCAGGAGAUCACAGAAGACAACACCGAAUUGCUGCUCAAGAUUAUCCGAAACUCCGGACCCCAAUUGCGACAAGAUGAUCCCUCUUCCCUGAAAGACAUUGUCCUCCUGAUUCAACCCGCCAUCGCCAAAGCCGGCGAAUCCGCCCUCACAGUCCGAACGAAGUUCAUGAUCGAUACGAUCACCGACCUCAAGAACAACCGCAUGAAGUCCGGUGUCGGCGUCGGCUCAACGACAGUGACCUCCGAGCAUAUCACCAAGAUGCGCAAGAUCCUCGGCGGGCUGAACAACUCGCGCGCCAUCCGCGCCACAGAGCCCAUUAGCAUUGGGCGCAACGACAUCCACAACGCCUCGAAGAAAGGUAAAUGGUGGCUCGUCGGUGCCAGCUGGAAGGAAGAUCCGCUCGAAUCCGCGCGCAACGAACUCUCCACAACCAACCAGCACGGCCUGCCCGCAGACGCCGACGAGUCUGACAGCGAAGGCGAACCCGACUACGCCUCCCUCGCCAAAGCCCACCGUAUGAACACCGACGUCCGCCGAUCCAUCUUCGUCGCCAUUAUGUCCGCGCCCGAUUAUCAAGAUGCACACGUCCGGCUGCUCAAACUCCGCCUUAAACGCGCUCAGGAAUUCGAGAUCCCUCGGGUCCUCACCCACUGCGCCAUGGAGGAAGAGGCUUACAACCCAUACUACACGCUCAUCGCGCGCCGACUCUGCGGAGAAAUGGGCCGACGUAUUAAAAUUUCCUUCAUGUACACCCUGUGGAACAUCUUCAAGCGCAUGGGCGAGACCGGCGCCGAUGAGGAUGACGACGACGACUUCCACGCAGACGACGAACAGUCGAAUCUGCCCAUGAAAUCGGUCGUCAAUCUAGCCAAGUUCUACGGUACCUUGAUCGCCGACGGCACGUUGAACCUGGGAGUUCUGAAAACGCUGAACUUCGCGUACCUGCAAUCCAAGACUAGCACGUUUGUUGAACUACUCCUCAUCACGACGAUUCAGCAAUCGCAGAAGAGCAAGCGCGGUAAGAAGGAGAAGAAGAAGGACGAAGACGUGCGGGAUGAGCAGGCGCUGAUGGAGAUCUUCGUGCGAACGCGGGACACGCCGCAGGUCGUCAAGGGACUGAUGUAUUUCAUCAGGAAGGUGGUCUCUAAGUCAGAUAUUGUGUCGGAGAAGGAGCAGAAGGUGGUGCGAUGGGGGUGCAAGGUGGCAGUUGAUGCGUUGAAGGUGGUUGCAAAGGAGACGGAUUGA
Messenger RNA from Aspergillus affinis, 2739 nucleotides. Its product is annotated as MIF4G domain-containing protein. The coding region runs from base 1 to 2739 and encodes 912 amino acids. Gene Ontology annotation, molecular function: protein binding; RNA binding; DNA-binding transcription factor activity. Gene Ontology annotation, biological process: ribosomal small subunit biogenesis; regulation of DNA-templated transcription. The transcript has 2 exons. Gene Ontology annotation, cellular component: nucleolus. Lineage: Eukaryota; Fungi; Ascomycota; Eurotiomycetes; Eurotiales; Aspergillaceae. The record is from RefSeq and is a predicted model, not a curated record.